CAGCCCAGCCCAACCCGAGCCGGGCGGAGGCGGUGCCGCCGACCGGAGCCGCCGCCGUGGGACUACGGCUCCCGGCCUGCCCUGCCCUGCUGUGCCCUCUCGUGUGCCGGUCGAGCCAUGGCGGAGAUCCGCGUGUUCCCCCUCUCCUGCGCCGUGCAGAACUACUCCUGGGGGAAGCUAGGCCUGGAGAGUGAGGUGGCCAAGCUGUUGGCCAGCAGUGACCCCCUGGUCCAGAUUCAGCCCGACCAGCCCUACGCAGAGCUCUGGAUGGGCACGCACCCUCGGGGUGAUGCCAUCAUCCGGGACAACCGCAUCCCCCAAAAGACCUUGGGCCAGUGGAUCGCCGACAACCCUGCCUGCCUGGGGGCGAAGGUGAAGGACGCCUUCCAGGGUACCCUGCCCUUCCUCUUCAAGGUGCUGUCAGUCAACACUGCCCUCUCCAUCCAGGCACACCCCAACAAGGAGCUGGCUGCCAAGCUUCAUGCUCAGUUCCCUGAGCACUACCCUGAUGCCAACCACAAGCCCGAAAUGGCCAUCGCUCUCACCCCCUUUGAAGGCUUGUGUGGCUUUCGGCCAGUGGAGGAGAUCGUCUCCUUCCUCCAGAACGUUCCUGAGCUGCGGGCGCUGAUCGGGGAGGUGGCAGCGGAGCAGCUGGAGCGCAGCGGCAGCGACGACCCCCGCGGCGUCUCGGCUGCCCUCCGCGUCUGCUUCACCCGCCUGAUGAAGAGCGAGAAGAAGUUCUUUGUGGACCAGCUGAACAUGCUGGUGAAGAGGAUCUCUCAGGAAGCGGCAGAAGGGAAGGACAUCUCGGGGAGCAAUGGGGACCUGCUGCUGCGGCUGCACUCCCAGUACCCAGGGGACAUCGGCUGCUUCACCAUUUACUUCCUCAACCUGGUGAGGCUGGAGCCAGGGGAGGCCAUGUUCCUGGGAGCCAAUGAGCCUCACGCCUACCUGCAAGGAGACUGCGUGGAGUGCAUGGCGUGCUCGGACAACACGGUGCGCGCCGGGCUCACCCCCAAGUUCAUCGAUGUCCUCACCUUGUGUGAGAUGCUCAACUACACACCAGCACCCAGCAGCUCCAAGAUCUUCCCAGCUGUUCAGAGCCAGCUUGACCCCAGUGUCUACCUCUUUGACCCGCCUGUGCCAGACUUUGCCAUCAUGAAGAUAGAGAUCCCUGCCUCCAUCAAGCUGUACCUCGUCUCUGCCAUGGACUCUGCCAGCAUCUUGCUGGUGAUCCAAGGGACAGCCGUGGGCACCUCCACGGCGGCAGCCUCCGAAAUGAGCCUGCGCCGCGGCUCCGUGCUCUUCAUCUCCGCCAACGAGAGCAUCUCCCUCCACCUCUCCUCACCCGACGGGAUGCUGCUCUUCCGGGCCUGCUGCCUCCUCUGAGCGGCACCAGGGACACUUCUGCUCCGUCACUCCACGUCUCAGUAGAUAGAAACUGGCCUGGGCAAAGUCGUCUCACUUGGAAGUUUCCCCUUCCAUCUGUUAAAGCCCCAACCCAGCCCACACCUGCAGAAGGAGCAGGUCCACCAAUCGACUCCUUGGACGUGGGGUGGAGCAGCCAGAGGAAGAGCAUCACCCCCCACAGCUCAUUAGCCACAUCCCUGUAGCAUCAUCACCUCUGGGUGCUGCUAAUGCCACAUGGUGACUCCUUUUUAGUAUGGGUUUCCCCCCUCCCUUGCUUACCCAGGAGCAGCAAAGAUGCCUCAACUCCGCACUUCGGCUCUCAAAACAUCUCUACUCAGCUCCUAGGAGCUGCUGCUCCCUCCUUGGGGCUUUCUGCUGCUCUUGGGUGCUUGGUGGGCUCCUCCCCAGCCUGGCAGUCCUGUCAUCCCUUCCCUGGCUGUAAGGGGCUGCUUGGUGGGGUGAUGGAACUGGAAAGCCUCCGGUGCUGUGAAUAAAGUGGUGACUUUGUCCUUGGCACGGGGCAGUGUGGUGUAG
Dryobates pubescens (Downy woodpecker) is the source of this 1944-nucleotide messenger RNA. RefSeq names its product mannose phosphate isomerase (gene MPI). NCBI's taxonomy places the organism in Eukaryota, Metazoa, Chordata, Aves, Piciformes, Picidae. Gene Ontology annotation, molecular function: mannose-6-phosphate isomerase activity; zinc ion binding. Gene Ontology annotation, biological process: GDP-mannose biosynthetic process; carbohydrate metabolic process. Gene Ontology annotation, cellular component: cytosol. The record is from RefSeq and is a predicted model, not a curated record. The coding region runs from base 118 to 1389 and encodes 423 amino acids. The transcript is spliced from 8 exons.